AUGAAUCGAUAUUGGUGGAGAUCCAAGAAUGACCAGGGUAUACAUUGGAAAGCAUGGGAUAAACUAUGUAUUCCAAAGAAAUAUGGAGAUUUGGGGUUUAAAGAGUUACGUGCCUUUAAUCUUGCUAUGUUGGGUAAGCAAGGGUGGCGUUUUCUGACACAACCGCAAUCAUUGGUUUCGAGAGUUUACAAAGCCAGGUAUUUUUCCACUAAUUCUUUCUAUGAUGCAUGCUUGAGUAAUAACCCAAGUUUUUGUUGGCGAAGUAUCUUGGCAGCACAAGAGUUGAUUUGUGGGGGAGUUAGGAGGAGAAUUGGGGAUGGCAAAUCAACUCUGAUUUGGGACCACCCAUGGUUACAUGAUGAGAAUCACCCGAAAAUAGAAACAGAAAAACCACUCCAAUUGGCACAGGCGAAGGUGAUGGGUCUAAUGGAUCAACAAACAGGAACCUGGGAUUAG
Messenger RNA from Ipomoea nil (Japanese morning glory), 456 nucleotides. RefSeq lists its product as uncharacterized. Bases 1 to 456 code for a protein of 151 amino acids. The record is from RefSeq and is a predicted model, not a curated record. The transcript has a single exon. Lineage: Eukaryota; Viridiplantae; Streptophyta; Magnoliopsida; Solanales; Convolvulaceae.